Messenger RNA from Clupea harengus (Atlantic herring), 2103 nucleotides. RefSeq names its product leucine zipper and EF-hand containing transmembrane protein 2 (gene letm2). NCBI's taxonomy places the organism in Eukaryota, Metazoa, Chordata, Actinopteri, Clupeiformes, Clupeidae. Gene Ontology annotation, molecular function: ribosome binding. The record is from RefSeq and is a predicted model, not a curated record. Gene Ontology annotation, cellular component: mitochondrial inner membrane. Gene Ontology annotation, biological process: intracellular monoatomic cation homeostasis.
CGACCCUCAGUGCCCGUUCACAGCGCACAGAGCCGGGCCUACCAAUGUCGUCCUUUACCGAAAAUAUCUAAUUUUCCCAUGGAUUUCGGUAACAAAACGCAUCGAUCCGUUAUACUGAAUGUUUAACCUGUGUCGCCUUUGAAAUUUGACCGACCACUGUGAAUGGAUUAUUCUGUAAACUGCGAAAACUGUAUUGUUCUCGUGCUGUCUCCGCUGAAGAAAUUUGACCCUCUGCUUCGGGAGGAGUGGAUUCUAGCUAAACUCAGCUCCAUUUUUUUUACAGCCGUCAUCCGAUCUGUCAACGAAUCAAAUGGUCGCCGUCUAACAGUGGAAAGUUUUGUGGAAAGGAUUUUAUAAGGGGACCUCGACCUGAUCACGACAUGACCGUGUUUGGUUCCCAAGUGCUGCUCGCCGUAACGAGAUCAAGGGGGUCGUAUUUGCUCUCGAAGCGGCAUGGUUGUGCCUCUCUCCCCUCCACCGCUUGUAUCCGCUACCACUCGGACUUCUCCAACCGCACAGACUUGGCCUCCCGCGGGCUCCGGCCGGCAUUCCCACGAUGCACCACCGCCAGCUACGUACGACAAGGCUGCAUCCCCGUGCGGCCCCUCCACAGCUCCUGUGUCUGGCUCCAGGAGGUGAAAGAGACCCCGAGCGACCCCACCCCGGCCGCUCCUCCUCCUCCUCCUGCGGCCGCCGCCGCCACGGCCGCGGCCUCUCCGCCUCCCCCGCUCCCCCCCAGUAGUAAGCCUGCUGCGGAGAAGGCGGCGGUGGUGCGCAAGUCGCUGGGCCAGAGGUUCGUGGACGAGCUCAGGCACUACUACGACGGCUUCCGCCUGCUGGGCAUCGACACCAAGAUCGCCGGGCGGAUGGUGUGGAGGCUCCUGCACGGACAGCUGCUCUCCAGGAGGGAGCGGAGAAGGCUCCUGAGGACGUGCGCCGACCUCUUCCGACUCGUCCCCUUCAUGGUCUUCAUCAUCGUGCCGUUCAUGGAGUUCCUGCUCCCCGUCUUCAUCAAGGUCUUCCCCGAGAUGCUGCCCUCCACCUUCGAGACGGAGACCAAGAAGGAGGAGAAGCAGAGGAAGGGUCUGGCUGCUAAGCUGGAGCUGGCUAAGUUCCUGCAGGAGACCAUCGCUGAGAUGGCCCGCCGGAACAAGGCCGCCGUCAGCGGAGACGAGGCCCAGAAGUUCUCCACCUAUGUGCAGAAGGUGCGGGGCACAGGCGAGCAGCCCACUACCAAGGACAUAGUGAAGUUCUCCAAGCUGUUUGAGGACGAGCUGACCCUGGAGCACCUAGAGCGCCCCCAACUGGUGGCUCUGUGUAAGCUGCUGGAGCUGCAGCCCAUCGGCACCAACAAUCUGCUGCGCUUCCAACUGCUCAUGCAGCUGCGCAAUAUCAAGUCUGAUGACGAGGUGAUUGUGACGGAGGGUGUGUCUGUCAUGACCGUAGCGGAGCUUCAGGCGGCCUCUAGGAGCCGAGGCAUGAGAUCACUGGGGUUGACAACCGAUCAGCUCCGACAGCAGCUGCAGCAGUGGCUGGAUCUGCACCUGAAGGAGAACGUGCCGCCCUCCCUCCUGCUGCUGUCGCGGGCCAUGUACCUGACCGACCUCACGCCCAAACCGCCCAUCAUCCCACCUGUGCCCAAGCUGGAGAAGGCGACCUCUACCCCGUCUGAGAUGGAAGCGUCAGCUAAAGAGAAGCCUCUGUCUGCCUCCCAGGAGGGUCUGGUGGACAAGGAGGUCAUGGUGGACAAGGCUCCUAUCAUCAAAGACCUCACGGCGAAAGGAGCGGAGAUGGCGCAGAAGAGCAAGAUGAGCGCCAAUGGGUUGUGAGAAGGAGGAGUAGAGUGCUGGCCAUGGCCCCGCCCCCUGGCCCCCGGCCCCUCCCCCUGUCGUCAUCCUCCUCAGAACUGAACACCGACCCCAAACGCCCAACCACAGUGGCCAGAGAAGAGGAGAGAAGAGGUCAAGAGGUCGUCACCACCACCACCACCCAUCCUCAUCCUCAUCUUCAUCCUUGGCUGCUGGGGAAUACAGAGGGCUUCAAAUCAUACACUCUGUAGUGGAGACGGGAAGACAGAAAACACACACACACACACACACACAC